Messenger RNA from Ipomoea nil (Japanese morning glory), 3496 nucleotides. Its product is annotated as protein EIN4-like. Gene Ontology annotation, molecular function: phosphorelay sensor kinase activity; ethylene binding; protein binding. The record is from RefSeq and is a predicted model, not a curated record. The transcript has 3 exons. Bases 939 to 3227 code for a protein of 762 amino acids. Lineage: Eukaryota; Viridiplantae; Streptophyta; Magnoliopsida; Solanales; Convolvulaceae. Gene Ontology annotation, cellular component: endoplasmic reticulum membrane; endoplasmic reticulum. Gene Ontology annotation, biological process: phosphorelay signal transduction system; response to ethylene.
UAUGUAUCUACUGCUAUCAAUAAAUGCGCAGAAAUGAAUAUAUGAUCGCCAGUGUUCCCAUUUCCACACAGUAUAAUAACAGCUUGAAAAAAUGCAAGUGGGUACUUUUCUUCUCAUUUCUGCAGCAAUGAGUCAAACUCCCUUUGAUACCUUCUUUGAUUUGCUUAAACUUUGCACUACACUUGGUGGUUGACUAGUGUGUGUGCGUCCCUGAAUUUGAUGCUCUCUCUCUCUCUUUUCAGUUCCAUACACCAAAGGGUUGGCAGUCUGGCACUGUGUUAGGUGGAAGGGAAGGGGCUAUUUUGAAUUUUCCCAGCAAAGCUCUAAUCUUUUCGCGUUCUUGCUAGUCUUCCUGGGGUUGUAAGAAGGCCAGAAUCGGAAUCUUUUGUUUUGAGGGAGAAUGAAACUGUAAUGUAAUAGUUUGGCUAAUAACUUAAAGUUAUUGCCUUAUUGGGACUACCCCUUGGCCCCUUAGGUAACCCCUCUGAUUGGUUCAGACUCAGAGAUCAAGAUUGGGAUGUGGGUCUUUCUGGUUUGAUGAAAUUGAUGGAAAUCCCUGGAAAGUGAUUGUGUUUGGUCAGUUCUUUGAACUUGGGUAUUAUUUUUAGGAUUCAAAGGUUCUUUGUUUUUUUUUUUUUUUUUGGGCUUUGGGGUUUUGCUUUUCAGUUUCCACUCGGCCUUGAUUGUAUAGGUUGUGGGUGCACUUGUUUAAAAGUUUUUUGCUAAUCAUUUUCUCCAUUUUGUUUAGAAACAUAGGAAUCUUGGAGAAGAAACAGGCACUGUUUUUGUAAAUUGUUGUGGUUGUGCUUAGGGAGAAACAAUAUAAUAUAGGGAGGAGGGGAAAUUUAGAAUGUGGUCAAAUUUUGAAAUGUUAGAUCUAUACCUGUGACAGAUCAUUUUUAUGUGGAUGGACUGAGACAAUAAGACAAUAAUCUGCAAUGUUGAGGUGGUUGUUUCUUGCAUUGUUUAUUGCCUCGGUUUUUGUUUCUGUGUCAGCUAUUGAUUGCCACUGUGAUGAGGAAGGAGUGUGGGGAAUAGAGAGCAUUCUAGAAUGCCAGAAAGUGAGUGAUUUCUUGAUUGCAGUUGCUUAUUUUUCGAUUCCUCUCGAGUUGCUGUACUUCAUUAGCUGCGCUAACAUUCCUUUCAAAUGGGUUCUGGUUCAAUUCAUAGUGUUCAUAGUGCUGUGUGGAUUGACCCAUUUGCUCAAUGGAUGGACUUUCAGUGCCCAACCUUCCUUCCAAUUGAUAAUGUCUUUGACGGUUGUGAAAAUCAUGACUGCCCUCGUCUCGUGUGCGACUGCAAUCACGCUGUUGACGUUGUUCCCGCUUAUUCUCAAGAUCAAAGUGAGGGAGAUCUUCUUGAGGCAGAAUGUUUUGGAGCUGGAUCAAGAGGUUGAUAUGAUGAAGAGACAAAAGGAAGCGAGCUUGCACGUUCGUAUGCUAACACGAGAGAUUAGAAAGUCGAUUGAUAAGCACAGGAUAUUGUACACUACUCUGGUUGAGCUUUCGAAAACUUUGAAUCUUCAGAAUUGUGCGGUUUGGAUGCCAAAUGAGAAGGGAGCGGAGAUGAACCUGACCCACGAGCUGAACCCCGGUGCAGCUCGAGAAAAGUGUUCCCUUUCGAUUAAUGAUCGAGAUGUGGUAGAGAUAAAAAAGAUCAAAGGGGUGAGGAUUCUGAGGCAAGAUUCGGUUCUUGCAGCAGCGAGCAGUGGCGGGACUGGUGAACCAGGUGCUGUUGCAGCUAUUUGGAUGCCAUUGCUGCAAGUUUCGAACUUCAAAGGUGGAACACCCGAGGUUUUUAGCCCUCGUUAUGCCAUUUUAGUCUUGGUUCUUCCGAGCACUACUGAUCAUAGUGUUUGGGGCAAUAACGAGAUGGAGAUAGUGGAAGUGGUGGCUGAUCAGGUGGCUGUGGCUUUAUCCCACGCCACCGUGCUUGAAGAGUCUCAAUCAAUGCGGGAGAAGUUGAAAGAGAGGAACCAUGUGUUGCAGCGAGCGAAAGAGGAUGCCGUGAAGGCUAGCCACGCUAGGGAUUCUUUCCAAAAAGUGAUGAAUAAUGGGAUGAGGCGGCCAAUGCACUCAAUCCUAGGCUUGCUUUCCAUAUUUCAAGACGACAAUAUAAACCCCGAGCAGAGAAUUAUCGUCGACACAAUGGUGAAAGCCAGCACGGUUCUCUCAACUCUAAUGAGUGACGCAAUGGAGAUAACCGCCAAGCACAAUGGGAAAUUCCUCGUCGAAACUAGGCUCUUUCACCUACAUUCAUUGAUCACCGAAGCCUCUUCCAUUGUGAAGUGCAUGUCCGUUUACAAGGGCUUUGGUUUUUGGGCAGAUAUCCCAAAUUCUUUGCCUAAUCAGGUGAUGGGCGACGAGAAGAGAACAUUUCAGGUCUUGUUGCAUAUGGUUGGGCACUUACUAAAUGUCAGCGAUGGAAAGGGCUCUGUCAUAUUCAGGGUGGUUCAAGAAAGCGGAACCGAGGAAGGAAAUAAUAAAGUUUGGAAUACAAGAAAACCUAGCCCAGCUGAUGAUUGGGUAACGAUUAAAUUCGAAAUUGAAGUCAGUGUUGAAGGAUCUCGACCAGACAGCUCAGUUUCGACAAUUCAUUUCGGUGGUGGCAGUCAUAACUGCAAAGAUGUAAAGAAGGGCUUGAGCUUCAACAUUUGCAAAAAGCUUGUGCAGAUGAUGCAAGGAAAUAUAUGGAUGUCGUCGGAUUCUCAGGGUCGGGCACAAAGCAUGACACUGAUUCUCAGAUUUCAGAAGCAGUCGUCUUAUAGAAGGCGUGUCUUCGAGUGUAAAAAUCCCCGGGAGAAACAGCUUUCGAGCCCUACGUUUGAGGGGAUUCAGGUGCUCCUAGCAGACGAUGACAAUGUGAAUAGAAUGGUGACUAAGAAGCUGCUCGGGAAGCUAGGCUGCAAGGUGUUUGCUGUCUCGACUGGUUUUCAAUGCUUAAGUGCUCUAGCGCCCUCGGGAGCCUCUUUCCAUGUCAUCAUCCUGGAUCUUCACAUGGCUGAAAUGGAUGGAUUUGAAGUGGCAACGAGGGUUCGGAACAACUUCCGGGGCCGGGGUAGUCGCCCCUUGAUCAUAGCCCUUACAGCAAGCUCAGAGGAACAUGUGUGGGAGAAAUGUAACCAAGUGGGGAUGAAUGGUUUCAUACAAAAACCUGUCCUCCUUCAAAGACUAUCAGAUGAGCUGCAGAGAGUCCUACAUUCUGCCCGUGAAGGCCCAAGACGAUGAACCUGAGGGCGUUACGCUUCCCAUUAGACCGCCAAGCCAGCAAGGCAGCAAAUGCUCAAUUGGUGAGGUUCUACCACAUACAAUUUUAUGUUGGGUUGCAGUCUGGUUGGCUUAUUAUGUAAGAUUACUAUCAUUCUUUCUUCUUUGGAAACAAAUGAAGGAAUAGACAAUGUUGAACAUAUUUUUCUGCAAACUUGCAUUCUGAAGUGUUUGUUUCCUGGUACAUCCUUUGGAGUUAAAAAGAAAUAAUAAUUUUUUUUUAAAAGAAA